AUCUGCAGUCUUCAUCCUCAAGGUGUUGAGGUGGGGAUGGGACAGGACGCAGGGUCAGCUCCCGGGAGGAGCGCUUUAGGAGCCCAGUCUGAGGCACCCCUCCUCCUGAAGGGUACGCAGGGCACUCGGUGUUCGGCUUUCGAUUGCUAGCACCUGGUGCUGCUGGGGGGCGGAAGCUCUGCGCUCCAGGGGUCAUGCCUGGCGGCCUCUGCGCAUGCUCGGCGACCUCGGCGGGCGGGGACGCGGUGGCGCGCCAUGUCUCGGGCUUCCAAGGUGGUGCUGGGCCUCUCCGUGGUGCUUACCGCGGCCACUGUGGCCGGUGUACAUCUAAGGCAGAGGCAGGACCGGCAGAGGCUUCGUGACGGAGUGAUCCGAGACCUUGAGAGGCAAAACCGGAAAAAAGAAAACAUUCGUGUUUUGGGCGAACAGAUUAUUUUGACUGAGCAACUUGAAGCAGAAAGAGAGAAGAUAUUGUUGGAGAAGGGAUCUCAAAAAACAUGAUUUUUGGUCAGUGUGAACUGUUUCUGGGACAGACAGCUCCGAG
This is a messenger RNA of Heterocephalus glaber (naked mole-rat), 544 nucleotides long. RefSeq names its product PET117 cytochrome c oxidase chaperone (gene Pet117). Gene Ontology annotation, biological process: mitochondrial respiratory chain complex IV assembly. Gene Ontology annotation, cellular component: mitochondrion. Lineage: Eukaryota; Metazoa; Chordata; Mammalia; Rodentia; Bathyergidae. The record is from RefSeq and is a predicted model, not a curated record.